Symbiodinium natans is the source of this 2844-nucleotide messenger RNA. Lineage: Eukaryota; Dinophyceae; Suessiales; Symbiodiniaceae. The record is from the annotation of a GenBank genome assembly.
AUGCUCAUUGACUCGUCGUCGUGGUUUCUGCAACGCAGCUUCAAGGUCAGGCUGCCAAAGCAGAAGAGCAUCGCAGGCGGGGACAAAGUGCGAAGUCUCGGAAAGUAUCCAACGACAAAUCGAAUUCCCGGACUCCUUUUGGACAAGCCUUCAACAAUAUCUCACAAUGCGCGGAGGCGUGCUACUGGCCGAGGCGAUGGCGGCGGAGGACCUUUGCUGGGCAAGCUCUUCGCUCCCUCACUGGACCAGUGGAGCGGCAUCCACGAGUCCCUGAAGGACCGGACACAGUCACAGAGGGGCCUCAGCUCCUUCAUCGCACAGCUCGGCUCCGAGGCUCCCAGGGGCAGGAGAUGCAAGGGCCGCAAGGGAGCGAUUGCAGGGGGCCAUAAAAUUGGAAAAGAUUGGGAAAGCGCCCCGGCUCCUCGUUUUGCACCGGUGCCGGCGGUGGUGCCGGCGGUGGUGCAGCCCGGCACCGCCGGCAGCGCGCCCUUCGGUGUCGGACAUGGCCCAAGGGGCCCCAGCCUUUCAACUCCGUGGCCUGCCCUUGGCAGGGAAAGGGAGCGCGACCACUUGGUGCAGGGCUUGGCAAGUGAGGCGAAGGAAAGUGAGAGACGAGCUUCAGCUGCCACUGCCACCCCGGCACUCGACCAAGUCGAUCAUCUGAGCGACGCGCCCCUGAACUUCUCCCCUCGUACAGAGGAUGCGGAGGAGGAGGAAAGCCAGCCCUACCAACUGUUGGACUCGGCUCAACAUGGGCAGGACCUGAUUGUCUCACACACCAGCAAAGACCAGGCGAGUGUGAGCCCGACGAAAGCCAAGGAAGAAUGGUGGAAGUUGCAGCGGCGUGAAGAUGAGGAGAAACGGCUGACAGAGCAGCAACACCUUGUGGAGCAGAGGGCGCAGGCAGCGAGGGAGACAAUCCUGGCCAGCUCCACGAGCUCCGCAAGGGAAUCUGCAAGGGAAUCCGCAAGGGAGGAGAAGGAGGAGGAUGCCAAAGAGCCCUCGCGUGUUUCUGAAGCCGUUGCGACACCCGUUGUGACGGUGCAGGACAGGGGGCCCUCGCCAAACAAACUUCCCCUUGACUUGAUUGCGAGCCAUUUGGCUCCCAGGUCAGCUCGCCCCAAUUCCCCGAUGAUGCCAAGCGAUGGCACGGGCUUCCCGCCUCGGGGCCACGCUGCGGUCUUUCUUGCCGAUCCCUUCGCCCCGGUGGUCAUCGUCGGUGCUGGGAGCGCCGGUGCCCACCUGGCCUACCGCCUUUCCGAGAACCCCGACUGCAACGUCCUGCUCCUGGAGGCUGGGCGUCAAGAUAACUCCCUCUUUGUGCACGUGCCCGUCUGCUACUUCAAGGCGAUCGGAAGCUCUCUCGAUUGGAAGUACCAGACAGACCCUAACACUUCGGGACUGAACGGCCGCAGCCUGGCCUGGCCACGGGGCAAGGUCUUGGGGGGAUCUUCGUCCCUAAAUGGGUUGCUCUACAUCCGGGGCCUCAAAACGGACUAUGAUGCCUGGGCCGAAGCUGGUAACCAGGGCUGGAGCUACGAGGAGCUGCUGCCCCACUUCCGACGUUCCGAGGAUGCGCCUUUCGACCACCCCGACAGGGGCAGAAAAGGGCCCAUGAGUGUCUGUGAAGGGAGCUACCGCACUGACCUCGCGGAACGGUGGUCUGAUGCCUGCGCGGAUGUUUGCGGCGUGCCUCGAGUCCGGGACAUGAGCCUGGUGGCCGGCGACACACACUCUCGCGGCGCGGGCGUGGCCUACUUCUCCAACUUCAAGACACCUGGUGGUUUCCGGUGCUCCAGCGCACUGCCGUUGCACGAAGUUCGGCUCCAGCGACCCAAUCUUCACAUUCUUUGCAAUGCUCAGGCAGAGCAGCUGAUGGUCCAGGGUGGCCGUGUGGUUGGGGUACAGGCCCGUCAUGAACGAAAUGAGCUGGGCAUCAACGCCAAAGAAGUUGUUCUCUGCGCUGGGGCACUGGGUUCACCGCAACUGCUGCUGAAAAGUGGCAUCGGGGCUCCAGGCAGACUAGAGAAGGCACAGCUGACCUGCGUCCACGCUUUGCCUGGCGUCGGCGAGAACUUGCAGGACCAUCUUCAACUGAGGCCGAAGUUCCGUGUGCAAGCUCCGACGCUGAACUCACAGGUCGGGGAGUUGGCCCGGCACGUUGCCGUGGGUGGAUUCUUGGGCUGGGCGAAAGCAGCCCUGAGCCCUGCAGCCUGGCGCUACGGCUUCGAGUUCCUGGCACACCGCACAGGCCCUGUGUCCAUGGCCGCCUCCCAGGUUUGCGCCUUCGUGGCAUCCUCCAGGAACACGCAUGCGUCCGCGGACCCCCCGGACCUGCAGUUCCAUUUCCAGCCGCUGAGCACGACAGGCACCCCGGCGGUGUUCUUGGACACAUUCGACGCUUUCACGGCUUCGGUGUGCAUUCUCAGGCCCGAAAGCCGUGGACGUGUGGAGCUGCUCCCUGACCUUUCGCUCCGAAUCUCCCCGCAGUAUCUGUCAACACCUGGAGAUGAAGCCCUGGCCGUGCGGAGCUUGCAGCUCGCCCGCGAGAUCUCGCAUCAUCCUCUGCUUCGUGAGAUAGCUGUGACGGAGGUGGACAUGCCAGAGAGCUUCUCGAUUCAAUAUGCCCGGAGCAUUGCCGAGACCAUCUAUCAUCCGGCCGGCACCUGCAAGAUGGGACCCAGCAGUGAUCCCACGGCAGUGGUGGACCCAAAGCUGCGCCUGCACGGCUUGGAUGGGCUGCGCGUUGUGGAUUGCUCGAUCAUGCCCACCAUCACAUCGGGCAAUACCCAUGUGCCCACGGUGAUGAUCGCUGAGAAAGCCUCGCAGAUGAUGAGCCACUGA